Molecule: messenger RNA, 597 nt
Organism: Annulohypoxylon maeteangense
Lineage: Eukaryota; Fungi; Ascomycota; Sordariomycetes; Xylariales; Hypoxylaceae
Exons: 1
Coding region: 1-597 (198 amino acids)
Source: RefSeq, a predicted model, not a curated record
AUGACGGCAUUGCCUCCUCCCCAGUUUCUAAGCCAGUACCUUCCUGACGCUGGCUUCCAAUGGAUCACCAUGCACAAAACCCCCUUCACCACGUUCGAGCAAUGUGUCGCCAUCUGCGGAGCUAUGACUCGGGUAGGAAAGCCUCUCACCCAGUCUGACGUCACCCAGUACAUCGCAGACAUCUUCAUCACCGCGCGUGCGAUGGCCGGUCAGUGCGGAGACAUGGAGCCAGACAAGUUCUGGCACAAGGUCGCCUCGCGUCGAACCUGGUCCUACGGUCUUCAAGGCCAGGACCUCUUCGACUUCGCCCUCCGAACUAUGGCGGCUCGAGUUACCUUCCGUCACCGCGUCCGGGUAUUCCACCAAGAGUCCAACGAGACCGGCGAUAUCCCACCCAGAUACCGCAACCGCGACCACAGCAUCGCAAACGCGGCUGUCGACGACUGGAUCGCAACUGUCAUCCACAGCUACGGAGUGCGCUCCCGAACAAGAAAAGUCUACUGUCCUGACGGAUUGACCGAGCCCAGCGUCGGAUGGGCUCCUAUCGGCGCCUAUAUGGAGGCGAAGAUGGCUGGCCGUACCAGCAUUCAAGGAUAA